AUGACCUUGUACGUUGAGCAGGCAGUAGCAGAGAGUCAGCUUCCCUUACGCGCACCGGGCGCCGGAAACCGUGCGACUUGCUUGAUGGCAGUGUUUGCCUCAGUGCGCGGCCUGGAGCCGACCUGUGGCGUCUCCGAGCUGUGUCUGCGGAGUUGUUUAGAAGAGUUGGCCCUCAGUAAACAUCUGUUUAGUGGGGAGAGUUUUCUGCGGACCAGCAGGAGUGAGAUGGUUGCUGGUGGUGCUCUCCCCGCGGAUGCCGAGGGACUCGGGGCCGGAGUGGCCUACGCGGGGCCCGGGCCGCUGGGCUGUUCCUGCAGCGAGGGGCUGUGGAGCGUGUACCAGGGCUACGGCUCGCCCUCCCAGUACGGCAUGGCCUCCUACGGCUCCGCCACACCGCAGCAGCCGUCGGCGCCCCAGCACCAGGGCCCGCUGAACCAGCCCCCGGUCCCCGGCAUGGAGGAGAGCAUGGCCUACCAGGCACCCCCCCAGCAGCUGCCAGCCCCACCCCCUCAGCCCUCCAACCCCCAGCACGGGGCUCGUCCUCUGAACAGCGGUCCGCAGCCGGGGACGGCGCCUGCCACACAGCACGGCCAGGCGGGCGCGCCCGCGGGCCAGGCCUACGCCCAGCACGGCUACUCGGAGCCGGCCAAGCCCAAGAAGGGCCCGCAGCUGUGGAGCCGCAUGAAGCCCGCCCCAGGCACUGGGGGCCUCAAGUUCAACAUCCAGAAAAGGCCCUUCGCUGUCACCACCCAGAACUUCAGCUCCAGCCCCGAGGGCCAGCACGGCAGCUUCGGUCCCCAGGCCGCCGUGGAGAAGGCCCAAAACCACAGUGGGCCCUCGUCUCGGGGAAGCCUGUCCGGGAGGCCUGACGACUGGCCCCAGGACAUGAAGGAGUACGUGGAGCGCUGCUUCACGGCCUGCGAGUCGGAGGAGGACAAGGACCGCACGGAGAAGCUGCUCAAGGAGCUGCUGCAGGCGCGGCUGCAGGACGGCUCGGCCUACACCAUCGACUGGAGCCGCGAGCCUCUGCCGGGGCUGACCCGGGAGCCAGUGGCGGAAAGCCCCAAGAAGAAGCGGUGGGAGGCCCCUGGCAGCCUUCAUCCCCCCCGGGGGGCAGGCUCUGCUACCAGGGGUGGGGGCGCGCAGUCACAGCGCGGGACACCGGGGGCGGGGGGCGCCGGCCGAGCCCGGGGCGGCAGCUUCGCCAAGUUCGGCAACCGCAACGUGUUCAUGAAGGACCACAGCUCCUCCUCCAGCACGGACUCGCGCUCCCGCUCCUCCUCCCGCUCGCCUACCCGCCACUUCCGCCGCAGCGACUCUCACUCAGAUUCCGACAGCUCCUGCUCUGGGAACGAAGGUCACCCUGUGGGUCGCAGGCACCCGCCUCCCAAGGGCCGGGGGGGCCGGGGGGCCCACAUGGAUCGGGGCCGAGGCAGGGCGCAGCGGGGAAAGAGGCACGACCUGGCCACCACCAAGCGCAGCCGCAAGAAGCUGGCGGCCCUGGAGUGUGAGGACCCCGAGCGUGAGUUGAAGAAGCAGAAGCGGGCGGCGCGUUUCCAGCACGGCCACGCCCGCCGCCUGCGCCUGGAGCCCCUGGUGCUGCACAUGGGCAGCCUGGAGGCCGGUGGGGCCGACCCCGACUGGCAGGAGCUGCAGAUCGUGGGCACCUGCCCUGACAUCACCAAGCACUACCUGCGGCUCACCUGCGCCCCCGACCCCUCCACCGUGCGCCCCGUGGCUGUGUUACAGAAGUCGCUGGCCAUGGUCAAGUCCCACUGGAGGGAGAAGCAAGAUUACGCCUUCGCCUGUGAGCAGCUGAAGUCCAUCCGGCAGGAUCUGACGGUCCAGGGCAUCCGCACUGAGUUCACGGUGGAGGUGUAUGAGACGCACGCCCGAAUCGCCCUGGAGAAGGGGGACCACGAAGAGUUCAACCAGUGCCAGACGCAGCUCAAGUCGCUCUAUGCAGAGAAUCUGCCGGGCAACGUGGGCGAGUUCACUGCCUACCGCAUCCUCUACUACAUCUUCACCAAGAACUCGGGAGACAUCACCACAGAGCUGGCGUACCUGACACGGGAGCUGAAGGCAGACCCUUGCGUGGCACAUGCCCUGGCGCUGAGGGCGGCCUGGGCUCUGGGCAACUACCACCGGUUCUUCCGGCUCUACUGCCGCGCGCCCUGCAUGUCCGGCUACCUCGUGGACAAGUUCGCGGAUCGGGAGCGCAAGGCCGCCCUCAAGGCAAUGAUCAAAACCUUCCGCCCUGUGCUGCCCGUCUCCUACCUGCAGGCCGAGCUGGCCUUCGAGGGCGAGGCCGCCUGCCGGGCCUUCCUAGAGGCCCUGGGCCUGGCCUACUCGGGCCCGGACAACGCCAGCAUCGACUGCCGCCUGAGCGCGGCGCAGCUGUCAGCCUUCUGA
Messenger RNA from Orycteropus afer afer, 2412 nucleotides. It is a transcript of the gene LENG8, whose product is annotated as leukocyte receptor cluster member 8. NCBI's taxonomy places the organism in Eukaryota, Metazoa, Chordata, Mammalia, Tubulidentata, Orycteropodidae. The coding region runs from base 1 to 2412 and encodes 803 amino acids. The record is from RefSeq and is a predicted model, not a curated record. Gene Ontology annotation, cellular component: nucleus. The transcript is spliced from 14 exons.